CAGGUAUUGUGAGUCUGCGACAAUGUCAUGUCUGUAACAAUAUCCGUCACUCAACCCAGCCAGACUCCCAAUCACCGAUUUCUUUUCUUUUUCACAUUACCUUACACAUUUCAACAUUAAUCUAUUGCAGCGAUCCCUUUGAGAUCACCCACACAUGACCUCGAUCUCGCUCCCACUUUCACCCACCAACACUUGACAUUCACUCGCUUUCUUUGACUCGAGAACCCUCCAGCUUGAUACAACCCGCGAGAUCGAUCACGCUCGUUUGAUCGACUUGUGAUCCGGAGUGAUCACCCCUCCAACCCCCUCUACCUCACCGAUCUCUUCUCCCUCGUCUCCUCUCAGAUCAUGUCUGCCCCAACCGGCGGCUCGCUAGCCGAUCGCGUCUCAAAACCCAACCCAAGUGCAGAGCCCUUCCAACCAAAAUCAGGCACAUCUUGGGCCGAUGAGGUUGCUUCGCCGGCGGACGAAGAGCCUCCGUCCAUAGACAGCCUCAAAAUUGGUCAAGACACAGAUUCUCCCGCCAUUCCUCAAACUGAUGGAGCUGCUGGGGAAAAUGGAGGUUCAAGUCUACACGAGCCUGAUUAUCAGGUCGAAAUCAAACUGGCCGACAUGCAAGCGGACCCAAAUAACCCCCUUUAUUCAGCCAAGUCAUUUGAAGAACUAGGACUCCACGAAAACAUUCUCAAAGGUGUUAUGAGCAUGAACUUUCGAAACCCUUCCAAGGUGCAAGAAAAGACACUACCUUUGCUACUCAUGAACCCGCCUUCAAACCUGAUCGGUCAAUCUCAGUCUGGCACUGGAAAGACUGCCGCAUUUGUUCUCAACAUCCUCGCUCGCCUUGACCUUUCCACCGAACAAUUGCAAAAAACCCCACAAGCCUUGGUUCUCGCUCCCAGCAGAGAGUUGGCUCGACAAAUUGUUGACGUGGUCCAAGUCAUGGGGAAGUUUGUUCCAGGACUUGUCGUGGAAGCGGGUGUUCCUCAAGAUGCUGCCCAACGAACGAGGAAAAUUGAGGCUUCGGUGGUUGUUGGAACGCCAGGCACGGUCAUGGAUUUGAUCCGCAAACGCAACAUGGAUGCACGAGGCAUGAAGAUCCUUGUUCUUGACGAGGCCGAUAACAUGUUGGAUCAGCAAGGUUUGGGCGACCAAUGCAUCCGCGUCAAGGGCAUGCUCCCCAAAAACAUUCAAAUCGUCCUUUUUUCAGCGACAUUCCCAGACCAGGUUGUAAAAUACGCCACGGCCUUUGCUCCUAAUGCCAAUCAAAUGACACUUCGACAUGAAGACUUGACGGUUGAAGGUAUCAAACAGAUUUAUCUCGAUUGCGCCAACGAUCAAGCCAAAUAUGAUGCACUUGUCAGAUUCUACGGUCUAUUGACCAUUGGCUCCUCGAUUAUCUUUGUCAAGACUCGAGAAACAGCACAAAAUAUCGAACGACGGAUGACGGCCGAAGGACACAAAGUGGCCUCACUCACGGGCGGUUAUGAAGGUACCCAGCGAGAUGCCAUUAUCGAUUCCUUUCGAACUGGCAAUGCCAAAGUCCUCAUCACUACCAAUGUCCUCGCUCGUGGCAUUGAUGUCCAGUCGGUGUCGAUGGUGGUCAACUACGAUGUACCCGACAAAUUCCUAGGUCGUGGACAAUAUGUGGCAGAUCCUCAAACCUAUCUGCAUCGUAUCGGACGGACUGGUCGAUUUGGCCGAGUCGGCGUCGCCGUCACUUUUAUCAGCACAAGGGAAGACUGGGAAAAGUUGAUGGAAAUCCAAAAAUACUUUGGCACAGAGAUGACCCAAGUCGCUACUGACGAUUGGGAUGUCCUCGAGGAGACAGUGACAAAGAUUAUCAAGAGUUCAAGAGCAGGAACAAACUUUAAGGGAGCUAAUAUGUCUCGAGCAUCUUAGUACGAUCGAUCGGGUGGAAGAGGAGCUGUUAUUGAUCAACGAGCUAUUCACGCAGUAGCAGAAGGGUCUAUCAGCUUCACCGACCUCGGAUCGUUCUGGUGAUCAAGCCAGCAAGAGCAAGGAUGUCAGAUUAUUCUCAAGGUCUGAAGCUACAGAGCUGUAUCAGAUGAGAAUUGUGAGAGUGUAUGACAAGCUUGAUACCCACAAAGACGAAUACGUUAGCGAUGGAUGGAAGCACCAGAAGAGAAGCAAGUCAUGCCAGAAAAUGGGAUGAUGGCCAUUAAAUCACUGAUCAAGGCUGAGAUCACCAAUCACUAGAUUUACCCAAUAAAUCCGCUAUGGCUUCCAACCCU
Exophiala mesophila is the source of this 2252-nucleotide messenger RNA. RefSeq lists its product as uncharacterized. The transcript is spliced from 4 exons. The record is from RefSeq and is a predicted model, not a curated record. Bases 349 to 1899 code for a protein of 516 amino acids. Gene Ontology annotation, molecular function: ATP binding; translation initiation factor activity; RNA helicase activity. Gene Ontology annotation, biological process: cytoplasmic translational initiation. NCBI's taxonomy places the organism in Eukaryota, Fungi, Ascomycota, Eurotiomycetes, Chaetothyriales, Herpotrichiellaceae. Gene Ontology annotation, cellular component: cytoplasmic stress granule.